AGCCAACAUUCCGGUGACGCUGAGCAAAACUUUUGCGCUAAAAGAAUGGAUAAAUCAAAAGAUGUGCAGAGUCUUUUCAGCACAGACAUAGCUUUGAAGGCUAAUGUGAAGUUCCAGAAGCACUUUUGGGGAAAUGAAGAUGAGAUACUAGAAACAUUUCUUGCUCAGUUUAAGCACUCUCUUGGCUUAAUCAACGCGCUAGACAAGUUUUACGCUGAACGAGCUGUUAUUGAAAAAGAGUACUCGUCAAAACUUUCUCAACUCGUCCAGAGUAACCUGGAGUUGCCAUUGGAAGGACCCGCUCACGAUAAUGUUGAAGCGAUGAAGACUGAAACACAGAACAUGGCCAACGGCCAUUCUUCUCUGUCCGCACAAAUUGAUGCCGAACUGCGGCCGGCUUUGAAGGGUUUUCUCUCGGAUUCACAAGACAAACACGAGUCGCUUGCCUUCGCAAUUGAGGAGUUAUAUCAAGAGAAGACUACUCUGGAAAUUGAAUUGAUUGAGAAAAAAGAUGCUUAUGAAUAUAACUGCCAGAAGUUGUGCACAUAUAAUGAACAAAGAGCAAAGCUUUCUGGUCGCGAAUUAGACAGACACGCUAUUAAGCUUCGCAAAGCUGCCAUUUCCGUUCAGAAGAGUGAGGAAGAGUAUAAAGAGACAGUGGAGAAUCUUCAAAUUGUUUAUGACGAAUGGACAAACAAAUGGAAAAAGGCAUGCGACAUUUUCCAACAGCUGGAAGAGUACCGUAUUGAGUUUAUGAAAACAAGCAUGUGGGGCUAUGCCAAUGUUAUUUCCACUGCGUGCGUUACAGACGAUGAAUCAUGUGAACGCAUUCGUCUCACACUCGAAAAGUCAGAUUUGAAUUCAGAGUUGGAGGCUUUUGUGAAAAGUCACAGCGCAGGAAAUUCACCUCCUGAUCGCCCAGUUUUUCACGACUUCUUUGAAGACAAUCACAUCAACCUAAACUGGAAGCAGUUAACCUCGAACACGGCUUCUUCGUUAUCAAAGCUGAACUCUUCACGCACAGCUUCCCCUACUCGUUCCUUUUUCUCGAACCUUAAGCACACACCUAGUGCUGGUUCCUCAUCUUUAAGUCGUGAAGCUUCUCAAAAAACUAUCGAGUCAGAGAAGCGGACUACCCCUCCUGUAAAUGCACCCUCUAUUUCAGUUUCCAAUGCCCAAUCCAAUCUUGAUGAUUCACUCUCUCCAAAAAUGGAAUUCCGUCCUGUUCAAGCACAAACCGUUCCCUCAGUUGUUCUUCCUGGAAGCGAAGGUCAUAACGAUGUUGCACAUUCCACACCUACUAUGCAGACGCAUGAAGCGGACAUUUCCAGAAACAUGCACGAAGACACGCAACCGAAGCAAGUUCCUCCUCCCGUCAAUGUGACAAGCGAUGCUGAAAUGGAUGUUGAACGAGAGCAACCAGCAUUGGUGAAUAACCGUCAACCUACAAAUCAACAAAGACCAACAUCGGUUAAUCAUUCCGUAAACCAACACGAGCGUGUCCCGAUUACGAAUCCGACUACUUCUGCGUCUUCUACAAAUCUCUCAUUUUCCCGGCAUGGAAGCCCGCAAAAACGUACAACCUCUUUAAAAAAGAAGUCAAUCAUGGAGCGUAUGGCUCGACCAACGUCCCCGUUUCGGGGUAAUAGCUUCUCGCGUUUGUCUAUGUAUAACGAUAUGACCAAGGACCCCGCCGAAGCCGACAACAAGACAACAGAACCUGAUGACAUUGAUCCUCGAGACAAUGUUGUUCUGAAUGUCGGUCCAAAUAUGUUAUCAGUUGGUGAAGCGACAACGGCGUCUGUCCCUGCACAAAAUAAUGGAAUUGAUCCCAUAGCAAAUGCGAUGGCCGAACUCAGUGUGUCACUGAAAAAUCGACCUCGCCGUGGAUCAGCUACUGUGAAUGUUAACUCACAGAUGGAGCCAACAUCACCCUCGCGCAAUCGUCGGGACUCUACCUUUGGCCAUCGACACAGCCAAAGCAUGAUCACUGCUUCUAAUAGAGGUUUCGCCUCUGUUACGAGUCUUUCAGAUGUGGAAGGCUCUCCGCGCAGAACCACUUUGGGCGCACCUCCUGCCGCCCAUACUUCAGCCCAAAUGCAACGCAUGUCCUCAAGCUUCAUUAACCAAACCAAACAAGUAUUCGGCGGUGAUCCGUCGAAUGCAGUUGGAAAGCGAGAAUCACUUCGCUAUUCUACGAGUGGUAGAAACCGAGCAACGUCACCCAUGCUUACACAUCGCAGUCCAAGUCCACUUACUGACGCACUGAACCGGACUACAUCUCGGGGGGCUACGACACCUGAACCUAGAGGCGGAAGUUUGCACCAAAAGUAUCAACGUUCUGCUUCACCAGCGUUGUCGUUUGAUGAGAACAACCGCUCUCCGUCCCGUCUGUAUACCCAGCGUGCAGCUUCACCUAAUCCAAUGGGAAGUCGUUCGCCGUCUCGUAUGCGCCAGCGGGCUACAUCACCCAAUCCUUCUAUUCGUAAUAUGUCGAGACCCGGCUCUGUAAUAGACUUGAACGACAGCGAAGUGAAGCGUCCUAGCUCUCGAGCCGAGUACAAUGGAUCUCGCUAUGGCAGACCUUCCUCUCGUCAACAGUUAGGACGCAGUGGAAGUGGGUUGCAAAAGAAUUCUUCGACUCUACGGUCGAAGUCUCCUACUCCUUCAGCUAUUAGCCGCCAAUCUCGCACAGAUUCGCGGCCUGCGUUUACUGCUGAUGGAGAGCCCAUCCUGGGCUAUGUUAUUGCUUUGUACGAUUAUCAAGCACAAAUUCCGGAAGAGCUUAGCUUCCAGAAGGGAGACACCAUGCUUGUUUUGCGGACACAGGCUGACGGUUGGUGGGAAGGUGAAAUUGUUAAUGCUCAUCAUCCCAAGCGUGGCCUUUUCCCCUCGAAUUUUGUUCAAACAAUUUAAGUUUGAAUACUUGCGUUAAGUGUGUCACCCUGUUUGUUCUAAGAACUUCUCGUUUAUUUUUAAUUUCUGAUAUGUUAUCAUUUGGUCAUGACAGUUUUUAUGAUCCUUCUACCUUUGGCACGUUCCCGAGUUUUGCGAAUCGGUUUUGCUGUUUGCACCUAUAGUCCUUUUUAUAUUUCGUUGGCCGUUUGUUAUCCUUUGGCUAUUAUACUUUUGAUUUGUUACUCUCUUAUUACCCUGUUUCUAUUCUAACCCUCUUUUACCGCUGUUCUUUCGUAAGCAUAAUUAAUCUACAAUGGUCGUUUGUUAGCACUUGAACUUGCUGUAACACAUUAUGUCUGAAGUGACAGUGUCGUUUAGAGAGGCGACACAUUCUGCUUGUAAAUCAAAGUUGCCUGUAAUUGAUAUCUAUUUCAGUAUUAUAAACUAUUUAUCCGAUACAUUAUACAGCGUAGCAAAGAAGAAAUAGCUACUACUUUUUUACUGGUCGGGACAAUUAGUUAUUUCCGUCGAAUACCAAAUUCAACGAAACGCUCUUUUAUGUUUUUAAGCAGCCAUAAAGAACAUAACAGCUUCGACGUUAGAAACCAAUUUUUAUACACAGAUGUUGUCCAUCAUCGGACGCCAGUUUAAUUAAAACUUGUUGGAAAAAAUGAGAAACAAAUUACAUUAAAGUGAAGUAAAUGAAC
Messenger RNA from Schizosaccharomyces japonicus yFS275, 3605 nucleotides. RefSeq names its product cell division control protein Cdc15. NCBI's taxonomy places the organism in Eukaryota, Fungi, Ascomycota, Schizosaccharomycetes, Schizosaccharomycetales, Schizosaccharomycetaceae. Gene Ontology annotation, molecular function: phospholipid binding; cytoskeletal protein-membrane anchor activity. The record is from RefSeq and is a predicted model, not a curated record. The transcript has 5 exons. Bases 46 to 2916 code for a protein of 956 amino acids. Gene Ontology annotation, biological process: mitotic actomyosin contractile ring assembly; establishment of bipolar cell polarity. Gene Ontology annotation, cellular component: mitotic actomyosin contractile ring, proximal layer; mating projection tip; medial membrane band.